CGCGGCCGGGAGCUGGCGGCGGAGAGAGCGGCGUCCAGGCUGGAGUCCGUCAGGGGUAGAGCGGCGCCAUGGAGCUGCGCCGGACGGUCCAGAUCUGCCGCUUCCAUCUGCUUCUGCUGCAACACAAGAAGAACGCCUGGCUGCUCUCAGCCCCCCACUGCAGGCAUCGCUCGGGUUCCCAGCCCGCCAGUUUUCCAUCCCCGACGGGGCUGCUGAAGAAGGUGUUCCUGGGGGUGGCCCUAGGGCUGCCACUAGUAGCUGGAGUCCGGUAUGCCCUUGCUGAGAAGCAGGAGCGCCGGAAAAUGAGGCUGCUGGUGGAUGGCAUGGGGCGCUUUGGCAGGUCCCUGCAGGUGGGCAUUCAGAUCUCCCUGGACUACUGGUGGACGGACCGCAUCUUGCUGAGGGGCCUGGACGAGAACAGCCCGGAGUACAUGGACAUUGUGUCCAAGUGCCACCAGCGGGCAGCCGACAGCAUCGUGUCCGGCGCCAUCCAGAACGGGGGCCUCUAUAUCAAGCUGGGCCAGGGCCUGUGUGCCUUCAACCACCUCCUCCCUCCCGAGUACAUCAGCACUCUGCGGGUGUUGGAGGACAAGGCACUCAAGCGCGGCUACAGUGAGGUGGACGAGCUCUUCUUGGAGGACUUCAGUGCCAAAGCCGACCAGCUCUUCCUGGAGUUUGACUACCAGCCGAUAGCUGCCGCCAGUCUGGCCCAAGUGCACCGAGCCCGGCUGCAAGAUGGCACCCCAGUGGCUGUGAAGGUCCAGUAUAUCGAUCUGAGGGAUCGGUUCAAUGCCGACAUCCGGACCCUGGAGUUCCUGUUGCAGAUUGUAGAGAUCAUGCACCCCAGUUUUGGGUUCAGUUGGGUCUUGAAGGACUUGAAGGGGACCCUGGCCCAGGAGCUGGACUUUGAGACUGAGGGUCACAACGCGGAGCGCUGCGCCCGGGAACUGGAGCAUUUCAGCUUCGUGGUGGUGCCUCACGUGCACUGGGACAAGAGUAGCAAGCGGGUCCUGACAGCUGAUUUCUAUGAAGGCUGCAAAAUCAAUGACGUGGAAGGGAUCCAGAGGCAAGGCCUACAUCCCAAGGAUGCAGCAUCCAAGUUAAUCCAGAUGUUUGCAGAGCAGAUUUUCUUCACCGGAUUUAUCCAUGCAGACCCUCACCCGGGGAACGUUCUGGUGCAGAAAGGGCCAGAUGGGAAGACCCAGCUGAUCCUCCUCGACCACGGCCUCUAUGAGAUUCUCCAUGAAAGAGACCGCGAAGCGCUGUGCAAACUCUGGCGAGCCAUCGUCUUGCGGGAUGACGCAGCCAUGCAGAAGUACUCCAGGAAGCUGGGAGUGAAAGCCCAGGAUUACCUCCUGUUCUGCGAGAUGCUGCUGCAGCGGCCCAUCAGCAUGACCCAGCUGGCGCUGUCCAACGUGCUGACUCGAGAAGAGGCUGCCUAUAUGCGGGACAUGGCCAAGAACCGCUUCGACCGCAUCAUGCGGGUGCUGAAGGACCUCCCUCGGUCCAUGCUGCUCGUCUUCCGCAACAUCAACACUGUUCGGGGCAUCAAUGUGGCCCUGGGGGCCCCCGUGGAUCGCUACUACAUCAUGGCCAGAAGUGCAGUGAAGUGCUGGAGCCGAACCGUUGCCCAGAAGCAGCUCGGCCUCAGUAGAAUCUUCCUUUUCCGCUGGAUCCGCUCUCUCUGGGCGAGCCUCAAGUUUGAGGUUGCACUCAGGCUGCAGAUAGCCUCCAUGAGGCUGACGACCUCGUUCCUGCGUUGCCUGGUUUUUGCUGGCUUCCUGGAAGAGAGUGAGGAACAGGAGCAGAUCUACGAGUACCUGCAGGGGUAGGGCAGCUGAGGGGCCCACCCUGCUCAGGCCUUGCAGGUGGGACGGCCGCGAAUGGCAAAAGGACCUUCUCCUAUUAAUAAUAAAAUCCU
Molecule: messenger RNA, 1921 nt
Organism: Eublepharis macularius
Lineage: Eukaryota; Metazoa; Chordata; Lepidosauria; Squamata; Eublepharidae
Gene: ADCK5
Product: aarF domain containing kinase 5
Exons: 15
Coding region: 69-1832 (587 amino acids)
Source: RefSeq, a predicted model, not a curated record